Molecule: messenger RNA, 3008 nt
Organism: Oryza sativa Japonica Group (Japanese rice)
Lineage: Eukaryota; Viridiplantae; Streptophyta; Magnoliopsida; Poales; Poaceae
Product: pentatricopeptide repeat-containing protein At1g02060, chloroplastic
Molecular function (GO): protein binding
Source: RefSeq, a predicted model, not a curated record
AGACAAUUGAAAUGCCCAAUGAGCUUAUAGUGCUGAAUUCAAUGUCAAUGAUCAUUGCCAAAAAUAAAAAUAAUAUAUUUUAGUAUGUGUAAAUAAUCCUUGCUGAAAUCUAACAUAACUAUUUGCACUUUUUUUUGUAUGUACAUCAUCAUUGCUAAAAUCUUUAAUAAGUAUUUACACUGUUUUUUUUUUAAAAAAAAGUGUUUGUCUCUGUUAUUAGUAGGGGGAGCAGGGUGGUAGUACCUGGAAAAUAAAAGUUCGGUGCAAUGAAUCGCGCGGCGAGGUCGAGGUCGCCGGAGGACGCGUCGGUGGCGGCGGCGCGGAAGCUGCACCUCCUCCUCCGCUCCCGGGACCUCCGCCCGGCGCUCUCCUACCUCCGCACCCUCCCCUCGCCGCUCACCCUCCUCCCCAACCACGCCCUCAACGCCCUCCUCCGCGCGCUCGCCGCCGCCGGCCGCGUCCGCGCCGCCGCCGCCCUCUUCCGCCGCAUCCCUUCCCCCACACCGCACUCCUUCAACUCCCUCCUCGCCGCCCUCCUCCGCCGCGGCCGCCGCCGCGCGGCCUCCGCGCUCUUCGCCGCGCUCCUCCGCUCCCCCUCCGCCUCCCCCGACGCCGCCACCCUCAACACCCUCCUCCACGGCCUUUCCACCGCAUCCCCGCACCCGUCCACUCCCGCGCUCCUCAGGCUCUUCCGCUUCUUGCCCGACACCUACGCCUUCGCGCCGGACGCCAUCUCGUACAACUCGCUGCUCUCCGCUCUCUGCCGCGCCGGCGACGUGCUCACCGCGCGCAAGCUGUUCGACGGAAUGCGCGUCGGAGGAGAAGAAGGCAGAGGAGCUGUCUUUCCUAACGUUAUCACAUACACGACCAUGAUCAAGGCGUACUGCGCCAAGAGGCUCGUGAACGAGGCUCUCGCGAUCUUCAAGCUAAUGGUUGCGGAUGGUGUGGCGCCGAACAGGAUCACAUACAACACGAUGGUGCAGGGGUUCUGCGAUGCCGGCAGGAUGGAGCUAGUGAAGGAGGUGUUGGAGAUGGACUCGUUUAGGCCGGACACUUGCACAUUCAACACUCUGGUGGCCGUGCAUUGUAGGGAAGGCCGGAUCGAGGAUGCUAUGAAGGUGUUUAAUCAGAUGGUGGAGCUCCGUGUGAGACGUGAUUCUGCAAGCUAUAGCAUGGUCAUCCGGGUGUUGUGUGAGAAUGGGGAAUUUGGGCAGGCUGAGGAGCUUGUGGAUGAGCUCUUGGAGAAGGAGGUGCUCAAGAAGAGAGGGGGUUGCACGCCGCUCAUUGCAGCGUACAACCCGGUUUUUGUGUACUUGUGUGAGCAUGGGAAGACAAAGAAGGCAAGGAUGCUGUUUGGGCAGCUGCUGGACCGGAGGAGCAAGGUCGAUGUUCCUGCAUUCAAGACAUUGAUCCUUGGGCAUUGCAGAGAGGGUGAUUUCGAAGAAGGGUAUGCAUUGCUGCUCUCAAUGUUGAAGCGGGAUCUUGUCCCUGAUGAUGAAUGCUACAUUGCCGUGAUUGAAGGGUUUUCACAGAGGGGAAGGAUGAAGUUUGCAUGGGAAGCCUUGCACAGGAUGUUGAAUAGCGGUCUUCGGCCAAGCACAAGUACUUUUCACUCGGUUCUUUUGGGGCUUUUGAACAAAGAUGGUUGUGCAAAAGAAGCAGCUGAUUUGAUUGAGAUAAUGCUAGAGAGGAAGAUUCGCCAAAAUGUUGAUCUUUCGACAAAUUUGGUAGAUACAUUGUUCAGGAACAACCUAAAUGACCGUGCUUACAAGAUUGUUACAUCUCUAUAUGACCAUGGCUAUUACAUCAAGAUGGAAAAGUUAAUCGCAAACCUUUGCGAGGAAAAGAAGUUCAUAGAAGCUGCAGAUUUUACUUUGUUUAGCUUGGAGAAGUCUCAGAAUUUUGGUGUAGCCAUUCCAAGCAUGGUUCUGGAUGGUCUUUGCAUGACUGGUAGAGCUUCAGAAGCAUUCCGGCUGUUCUAUGAACUCAUUGAGAACAGAAGUGCUUUGGCUUCUGUCGCUGCACCUCGUAGUUUAGUUGCACUUCAUCAUGCACUGGAGGAAUCCGGGAAAAUGAAGGAAGCUGAUUUUAUUGCUAGACAGAUGAGACGUGCAAGUGCCAGAAUAAGGGAAAGAAUCUAGUGGGUUGCUUUGUCCCAAGGAGCAUUUCAAUCGCAUGCCCUUUGCUUCUCCAAACAGGAUGGACUAAUAAGUGUGAACUUAAAAGAACGAACAGGAUGCAGAAACUGUGCCUGAUCCACUGCCCCAUAAGAAAUGGAUCAACCAACUGUAUGAUGUUAGAAUGCAGAUUAAUUCAGCAGAUAUCCUUUUUUUUUUCAGGGAAACUAUGGCGGGUGGAUUAGCACCGGCCUGAACAUUUAUUGAUAAAUAAAGAGAUAGUUACAAAUAAAGAUAAUUUACAUGGAGGAAGGAGAAGUUGCUUGAGAAUUCAGAAAAUACAGAGGGGGGAGGAUGGAGUUUAAGAAAUUCCUAUGUCACUAAGAUUGUUCAUCCAGGUGUUCAGAGCGGGGCGUAGAUGCUCCGGGCAGCGGUGUACCCAUAAUUCAGCAGAUAUCCUUAAAAUAUUGGUCCAAUCAGGACUUUGUAUAGCCAAACAAUCAAGCCAACUUUCUCUGUCACUAUAGUAUCACCGAUCUGGAUCAUUUCUUCUCAAGGAUUGAUAUCUUUGGGAGGAAAUGAAGUGUGGGAAGACCAGAUCACAAGAGUACUCUGCUCCUGGACUUUGAAGGGCAGUAGUUGCGGGAGACCAAAGAAUCCGGCUGAAAGAAACAUAUUGUGAAAAUGUACUGCUUUCCCCCCCCCCCCCCCCCCCUAAAUGCAUGAGGCAGAGCUCCUUGCCCUUUGUGCUCAAAAAAAAAAAGGAAAAGAAGAAAAGUGGGGAAUUUAACUAUUUGCCACUUUUACAUUUGACAAUUAACCAAAUACCCUUCUUAAGAUUGUACUUAAGAAUUUGCCAUUAGAGAGAGAAGCUUUUGUAACUUUUUGCCA